AUGCUUUCCCUCGCGACCACCGUCACCGGCCUGCUGUGCCUAGGCACUCUCAUAGCCGCGCAGAGCCCGACAGGAAACCAAACCAACACCAACACCAACACCAACACCAUCACCGGCCUCCCCGCAUCCCUCUACGUCGACAACGCCCCGGACCAUCUCCGCCCGUACGUGAUCCGCCAAUAUGCAACGGCGCAAUCGACCGUGCUCCGGGGCGAGGUGUUUCGCUUCUACAUCACGGGCCCAUCCUCGAACAAUGCCUUCACGCUCGUCACGGUCAACGCGCCGCAGAACGCGGUCCUGAACGUCCUCCCGCACAUCCACGAGCGCCACUUCGAGAACUUCUACAACUACAAGGGCCGGUUCCAGCUGUGGGCGCAGGGAGAGGACAACACGACGCAGGAGACGCGGGUUCUCACGCAGGGAGACUUCGGGGCGGUGGUUCGCAACUCGACGCAUACGUUCCAGAUGAUGGAUCCGGAUAGCCAGAUGGGGGGAGCGAUUGUGCCGGGGGGGUUUGAGGCCGUCUUCUUCGCCAUCGGCAAAAACCGCUCCUCCACGACCCACACACCGUACGACCCGCAUUUCGCCAGCGAGACCUACCCCCUCGGCAGCUCCAACAGCACCAUGUCGGGUGAACAGAGCUUCGACGUAUACAACCAACCCCAGUUCACCCCGCGGCGAGACGCCCUAAACGGCACCGCCCCAGCGAACACAACCUGGCACGACGGGCCCAACGCCCUCGCCCCCUUCGGCCAACCCUACUUCAUCGCGAACGGCUUCGGGCCGAAAUUCAUCAACAACGAGACCGGCUACCAGAUCAUCCAGCCGCUCGUGACGGCUGAGCAAAGCGGGGAUCUGAACUUCACCACCUCGACAAUCAGUCUCAGCACGACGCCGGAGAACGUCACCAUCCCGACGUGGCAGAUCCGCGAGACGGUGGCACUCCAGGUGCUGGAGGGGAUGCUCUGGGUGCAGAUUGCGGAGUAUGAUGUGGCGGUGAUGACGGUGGGGGAUGUAGCGUUGGUUCCCGGCGGAGUGCAGUUCAGGUAUUGGACGGAGACGUGGUUCGCGAAGAUGAUGGUGCUGUGUCAGGGGAGUAACGGGGUGGAUUCGCAGUUGAUUGCACGGGGAGGGAGUUAUGAUGCGGUGGUGUUUCCGAAUGAGUGGGUUUAG
Molecule: messenger RNA, 1173 nt
Organism: Aspergillus heteromorphus CBS 117.55
Lineage: Eukaryota; Fungi; Ascomycota; Eurotiomycetes; Eurotiales; Aspergillaceae
Product: cupin domain-containing protein
Exons: 2
Coding region: 1-1173 (390 amino acids)
Source: RefSeq, a predicted model, not a curated record